Messenger RNA from Boeremia exigua, 2679 nucleotides. RefSeq lists its product as uncharacterized. The record is from RefSeq and is a predicted model, not a curated record. Bases 1 to 2679 code for a protein of 892 amino acids. Lineage: Eukaryota; Fungi; Ascomycota; Dothideomycetes; Pleosporales; Didymellaceae. The transcript is spliced from 6 exons.
AUGGGCAGUUCCGGACUGGUUCACGACCGCUCAGAUAUCUCAAUGAAGAUGGUUCGCCGUAAGGUGCUCAUUGGAAGAUGCAAGGAUUGUGAAGAGGUCGCGUUUCCUGCCGAGAUAUGCCUUGAUGCAGAAAACUAUGGUUUCUUUCCUCGCUACGUAGGGAAGGACUCUUACAACUCGCUUUCAUCUUUAUCGCCCACUCUCAUUAAGACUCAACACAUAUCACCUUCAACCACUCCACCGACCUUCGCCAUGAAGUUGUUAACGCUUACGCUCUUUACCUUACUCUCCUUAGUCAUCGAGAUCGCUGCCAACAACGAAUCGAUUGGCAGCGAAGUAUUGUAUUUCUACUAUGUCUACAAGAUGCAGUACUCGAGUGGCGGAGACCGGACCAUAGCCACAGGAUGCGGACCUAGUGGAAGUGUGGGCAUGUGCUACUUUGACGACUUUGUCAAGUACAUUAUGGAACGAGAUUUCGUUCAGGGGUACCGGCCUAGUCCCAGUGACCAUACCAAGACACCCUCGCAGUCUAAUCUGGUUACCUUCAAGAAAUCCAUCACGCAGCAGUCCGUGAGCUACAGGAUGGACAGAUUGGACACCCGCCUGCAAAAUGCGGCCAGUGGGGACGUGGCCGGGGCAGCACGAUCGCAGGCUGCUCUAAUCGAGACCAUGUUGGGGUCGGCCAACAAUGCGAUUGACUCUGGGAAUGUCCUAAUAUCCGAUGCAGAAUCGGCUCAUGAGUCCAUCGAAGACGCGAUGCAAAAGCGCAGCCCUCAAGCUAUGGACGCUGUUGACAGGUGGCUUGCUAGACAGCUCACGGAGGAAGAGCAAGGCCAUAUCAGCAAAAACGGAGCUAUCGUGGACUGGAAGGAAACGCUCGACAACAUCGACUUAGCCGUUGAAGAUGACGAUCUCACCCACGAUGAAGGAGAAGCCCUCAAAACUAAGAUGACAAACAUCAGCGGACAAUUUGGUCAGGAUGAGGUAGAUGUGCCGCGAUCUGAAAUCACGCAUAUGUCCAUCUUGCGCGCUCUUCAAGACUCUAGCACUCAGAUCAAGGCUGGUAUUGAUCGAGGUGAUGAGGAAGUGGACGACAAGAUUCCUGCACCCGCUGAGUCGGCUAGUUCAUGUUCUUCAGACUAUGAAAGCAGUUCCGAAAGCAGUUCCUCUGGCUCCGAAUUGAAGAGAAGAGCAACACACGGAUUCGUCGCUAAACUUUUCAAGUUCGCGAAGAGACAGCCUGGCGCUCUUGCUAAGAUAUUGGAGGCUCGCCAGUUGCAGCCUAUCAGCGUAUCCAAAGUUGGUGUCACUGCUAGUUCUUCAACCUCUUCGGCCACUCCUGUCAGUAAGUCGACGCAUUCGAUUCCUUCAUCUUCGUCGCCAUCUUCGACGUUAUCACUACCGCCAUCUACCGCUUCCAGCGAGGCGGUGGUAAACACAAAGACGGGAUAUGACAUGGCUGUCACUACUGUAUUCUCUGCGCCUCCAGAGUGCACGGGAGGCAUUACCACCAUGGCUACAGACACGGGCAACCUCUGGCUCAACGUUAUUGACCCUGUACCAACUGUGACAAUGACGCAAUGUUAUCCGAGUCAAUUCGUCGCCAGUGCUCUGGCGAAAACGACUUUGCCACCUUUUAGCAGGCUGGUCUGCCCUGACCAUUGGGAGUCAUAUAAAGCUAACUCUACAUACGUCGUUUGUUGUCCACAGGGAUAUUCACUUUGGGCGCCACAUUGGACUGAAACAGCCCGUCCUGGUCGUAACGCCUAUUGCAGCUCUGUCAUAUGGCCCAGUGUGAUCAUGGAUGUUACUAGCUAUGACGCAUCUGCCCUUGUCACUGUUCUUCCCGAGACGGCUGGCACAGAUGGCAAUAUCGUAUUCGCCACUGCGUUUGACGGGAACACAUACGCUCCCACGACUCCAGCCUCGUCAUCUUUGCGAGUGACUUCCUCCUCAAAGUCAUCACAAGUGGCCGUUUCUUCAUCUUUACUGUCGAUAAAAUCGUCGACCCUACCGUUUUCUUCACCAGCGACUUCGACUGCAUCUACAGGGGCAACAUCAGUGACGUCUAGUAUCUCUUCCAAGCCGUCUUCGACCUUGUCGGUUGUGGUCAAAACCUCGUCGAUUGUGCCGACGACCUCUCCUACGAAGACAUCCUCUUCCACCACAAAAGCCUCCACCGCUCUCCCUGCCAUCUCAUCUCUGCCAUCUUGCGGCCAAACCUGCAUGAACAAUAUGCUCAGCCAAUACUCGACCCUCGGCUGCUCUUCUGCUGACCCAGCCUGCGUGUGCCGCAACCCCAACUUCGGCUACGGGGUACGCGACUGCUCCAAUGGCGCGUGCGGCUCCUCCGUUGGUGCCAGCGUUAUCACUUGGGCAUCGAACUACUGCUCCAUUGCCGAGGCCUCAAAGACAACUCAACCAUCGACGGCCACGCCUACUCCCACAGCGACGGGAAUCGGUUCGCUGCCCUCGUGCGGACAGACCUGUAUGAAUAACAUGAUUGCGCAGUAUAGUUCGUUGGGGUGCAGUUCGUCUCAGGCCGCGUGUCUAUGUAGAAAUGCUAAUUUUGGGUAUGGCAUUAGGGAUUGUGCGAAUGGAGCGUGUGGCACAGCGGUGGCGAGUACAGUCAUCUCUUUCGGGUCGGCGUAUUGUGCUAGAGCUACUGCUGCCGCUUGA